Messenger RNA from Gastrolobium bilobum, 416 nucleotides. Its product is annotated as calcium-binding protein CML39-like. The transcript has a single exon. Bases 40 to 330 code for a protein of 96 amino acids. The record is from RefSeq and is a predicted model, not a curated record. Gene Ontology annotation, molecular function: calcium ion binding. NCBI's taxonomy places the organism in Eukaryota, Viridiplantae, Streptophyta, Magnoliopsida, Fabales, Fabaceae.
CGCAGCAAAAUAAACCCAGUGGUUUCGUUGUGUGAGGGCAUGGCCUUUAAAGAUCGUGAUGUACCGAGUGAUGAUGGGAAGCGCGUGAUGACUCUGCAGCAGUUCAAGCAGUGGUUAAAGACAUCAUUUGACACAAACAGAGAUGGUCAAAUCAGCAAAGCCGAACUGAGUAAGGCUUUAAGGCAAAGCGGCGUUCUCUUUUCUUCAUGGAAGAGCAACAAGGCCUUGAAGUUCGCAGACACCGACCAUGACGGUUUCAUUGAGGAAAACGAGUUCAAUAACCUUUCACAGUUUGUUGAGAAGAACUUCAACGUGAAAAUCAUCAAGUAGCUACUAGUUUUGUAUCAUUAUCUAUCAAAUAAAUAUCUCUGUAAUUUUGUUGUGAUUAAUUUAAUUUACAUGUUAAUCAUAUAUAU